AAAUAUUGAUGGUUGAGAACGUUCAAUAUUGUUUUUAUUUUACAUUCGUUCGCCUGACGCUAACAAAAAUGCCGUACAACCGUUACAUCCAGAUCUCAGAGGAAAGGUACAAUACCCUGAUUGGUCGUUACCAAAAAUUUAUAGAAAAUAUCCACGAUGACGACCAGGACCCAAUAAGUAUCUAUGAUCCUUUACCUAAGAAAUUUCUAGACGAAUUAGAAGUGAUCAGAGAAGUCAGCAGGGAGUUGGCGCUAAAGAAGGAUGAAGACCUGAAAAAGGCUGAUAAACAAAAUGAAGUCGAGACGAAGGUUGCUGAAACUGCUGAAAAUGAAGUCAAAAUUCCAGCUGAACCUAAAGUUUAAUUUGUUUACUUGUAAUUUCAUGUUCAUAUUAUUUAUGUAUUAAAUUUUUACGUUAU
Vanessa tameamea is the source of this 418-nucleotide messenger RNA. RefSeq lists its product as uncharacterized. NCBI's taxonomy places the organism in Eukaryota, Metazoa, Arthropoda, Insecta, Lepidoptera, Nymphalidae. The transcript is spliced from 3 exons. The record is from RefSeq and is a predicted model, not a curated record. The coding region runs from base 9 to 362 and encodes 117 amino acids.